Messenger RNA from Cynara cardunculus var. scolymus (artichoke), 354 nucleotides. RefSeq names its product calcium-binding protein PBP1-like. Gene Ontology annotation, molecular function: calcium ion binding. The transcript has a single exon. Bases 1 to 354 code for a protein of 117 amino acids. The record is from RefSeq and is a predicted model, not a curated record. Lineage: Eukaryota; Viridiplantae; Streptophyta; Magnoliopsida; Asterales; Asteraceae.
AUGGGUUUGAAUAAUAUCCUUGUUGUCGAGUUCAAAGAUCUUUUUCCAUCAAUGAUUGAAAAAUUGGGUGCGGAAGGAUUUAUGAACGAGUUGUACAAAGGGUUUGAAUCUUUGGAGGACAGAGACACGAAAGGAUUCAUAACGUUUGAGAGCUUGAAGAGGAAUGCAUCGUGGAUAGGGUUGGAGAAGAUGAACGACGAUGAAUUGAGAUGUAUAUUGAGAGAAGGAGAUGUUGAUGGAGAUGGUAAAUUGAGUGAGAUGGAGUUUUGUGUUCUUAUGUUUAGAUUGAGCCCUGGGUUGAUGGAUGGUUCACACAGAUGGUUAGAAUCUACUAUUCUGAUGGAAUUUAUGUAA